AUGUUGUCACGAAACCUUCUCCGCGCGUCCGCACGAGCUGUCGGUGCCUCUGCCAGAGCUGCUGCUCCUCGAUCAACCCUUCCUGCUGGCGCAGCUUACAUCCACAACAACAACAAUCCUCUCAACAAGGCAGACAACAAGGACAAGAAGACACCUACGCCUACUCCCGGUGCAUUCGCCCGUACAGACGACAGCAUCACCGUCGAGUACCCGGAGGAAGAUGCUCUCCCCUCCUCUACCCCCGUUCAAGGCCGUGGUGGUUUCCACAUGAAGCGAACCCUCGCCUCCUUCUCACUCGAGGGUAAGGUCGGUGUAGUUACUGGUGGCGCUCGUGGCCUCGGACUUGUCAUGGGUCAAGGCAUGGUUAUUAGCGGUGCCAACCUGGCAAUCGUCGAUAUGAACAAGGAAGAAGCCGAACGCCAAGCUAUCGAGCUGGUUGACGUGUUCCGCAAGGAGAACCCUGGCGCCACCAGAGUGCCCAAGGUCACCGCUCAUUACGCCGAUGUGUCGGAUGCGGACUCGGUUCAGAAGUGCAUUGACGAGGUUAUCAAAGAGCACGGAAAGAUCGACCACCUCGUCACCAGCGCCGGUUUCACCGAGAAUUACAACGCUGUCGACUACCCUAUUGACCGCAUGCGCAAGCUGUGGAGCGUCAACGUGGAUGGUACAUAUCUCUUCGCUAUCACCGUUGCCAAGCACCUGAUGGAGCGCAAGAGCCCCGGAAGCAUGGUUUUCAUCGGAAGUAUGUCCGGUGCCAUCGUGAACGUACCGCAGCCCCAGGCUCCGUACAACAGCGCCAAGGCCGCCGUCCGGCAUUUGGCCGCUUCUCUUGCCGUCGAGUGGGCCCACGCCGGCAUCCGUGUGAACUGUAUUUCCCCCGGUUAUAUGCUGACUGCUCUUACCGAGAAGAUCCUGGACGAUAAGCCAGACCUCAAGAAGCAGUGGACCUCACUCAUCCCGCAGGGUAAGAUGGGUCAACCCGUCGAUCUUAUGGGUCCCGUCGCAUUCCUACUGUCGGAUGCCAGCGCAUACGUGACCGGCGCCGACAUCCGCGUCGACGGUGGUUACACUCUUACUUAAGAGGUGAAACUACGUCCAAACUUCAUCUUCGACGGGCUUUUUAGAGGGAAUAUAUUGGGGCAAAAGGACAUAGACAGUGAUUUUUUCGAUUCCAGGGAGUUGGGCGGGGAUUUUGUUCUUCCAAUAAUAGAGGCUCCCUUUCGAUCCUGCGAAGAUAAAAUCGGAUCAGAGGGGCAACUCGUCCCACAGAAGAAGCCAUGGUUGGCUCGUCCUCGCGGGAUAGGAUUGAUGAUGAUGAUGAUUUGCGUGUCAAAUGUCUCGAGGGUAGAUGAAGACACGGAAUCGCGCACGAUUAUUAUUAUUAUUUUCGCGCUUCGUCGGUCAAGUCAGUAU
Molecule: messenger RNA, 1413 nt
Organism: Daldinia vernicosa
Lineage: Eukaryota; Fungi; Ascomycota; Sordariomycetes; Xylariales; Hypoxylaceae
Product: NAD(P)-binding protein
Exons: 4
Coding region: 1-1080 (359 amino acids)
Cellular component (GO): intracellular anatomical structure
Molecular function (GO): oxidoreductase activity, acting on NAD(P)H, oxygen as acceptor
Source: RefSeq, a predicted model, not a curated record